Molecule: messenger RNA, 2827 nt
Organism: Corylus avellana
Lineage: Eukaryota; Viridiplantae; Streptophyta; Magnoliopsida; Fagales; Betulaceae
Source: RefSeq, a predicted model, not a curated record
GUGGAUCGUGAAUGGGAGGGGAGCCCCUCCCUGAGGUAGUGUAUAUAUACUAAUUUCUCGUUGGUACUUUCAGACGGUGGUCGUAUCGUAGUCGGCGUCGUCUUCGUCUUCGUCAUCAAACGGUGCCAGGUGUUUUCUUUUCUUUUCUGCUGUUGUGGUUUCUUCUUUCCCCAUUCUCGCAGUCAAAAAGCAACAAGAAUUUUGAAGAGUUGUUUGGCUGCUGAGACAAGGCAGGAAAAACAAAAGAAAUUUAACAUCAAAGUCCUGUUGAAGAGGCUUUGGACUGUUUUCUUACUAUGGACACUGAAGACAGCAUUGUUGAGGAAGAGAAUGAACGAGAACAAGAAGUAGAAGUAGAAGAAGAAGAAGGAGAAGGAGAAGGAGAAGAAGAAGGAGAAGAAGAAGAAGAUGAAGGUGAGUAUACAUUCAGGUUUGAAGAAGGGAUAAACCCUUUGGAUUUUGUGGAAGACAAUGCUGCUUCUGGUAUCCAACCUUAUGAGCAAUUCGAGCGCCUCGAGUAUGAAGCUCUGGCAGAAAAAAAGCGAAAAUUACUUGCCGAUUUUCAGCGUGAAAGGCCUGCGAAGAAGGCCAGACAAGAGGAUAUAGCUGGGGCAAGCUUUGAUGAAAUAAUGGAAGCCAUGAAUAUUGGUGGUCGAAGGAAAUCAAGGAAGCUUAAGAAAAGAGGUAGGCGGAAAGGAUCAAAGAAUAAAGUCAGCCCUGAGAUUGAACAAAUGGUUGGUGAUGCUAAUCUUCAUUAUGCACAAGGUUGUUAUGAUAAGGUCAUACCAUUGUUGCAUGAGGUUAUUAGGCUAGCACCAAAUUUGCCCGAACCGUAUCAUGUACUUGGACUUGCCCAUGAUGCACUUGGUGAUUAUAAGAAAGCCUUAAAUUUCUACAUGUUUGCCGCACGUUUAAAACCAAAAGAUCCAACUCUAUGGAAGACAGUUUUGACCUGGUCCAUUGAACAUCGAAACAAUGGUCAAACUAAUUAUUGCCUUUCUAAAGCAAUAGCGGCAGAACCUACGAAUAUUACUCUAAGAUUUUAUCAUGCAUCGUUCCAUGAGCAUCUUGGGGAUUAUCAGAAAGCAGCAGAGUCAUAUGAACAAAUAUAUCGCCUUAUUCCUGAGAACAUUGAAGCAAUCACAAAAAGUGCAAAGUUGUACCAGGAAUGUGGUCAGCUUGAACAUUCUAUCCACCUUCUUGAGGAUUAUGUUAAAACUCAUCCAAGUGAAGCUGAUUUGAGUGUGAUUGAUCUGCUAGCUGCCAUAUUCAUGAAAAGUAAUGCACAUGACAAAGCUCUCCAACUUAUUGAGCAUGCAAACCUGGCUUACUGUUCAGGAAAAGAGCUGCCUUUGAAUUUGACAAUAAAAGAAGGAAUCUGUCACGCUCAGCUUAAAAAUAUGGAGAAGGCAGAGAUUCGCUUCAGUGUUCUGCAGCCUGAGGGUAUUGCUUAUCAUGCUGACUUGAUCACUGAAGCUGCAGACUCACUAAUGAAUCUUGAGCAUUAUCGUUCUGCAUUGAAGUACUAUUUGAUGUUGGAAGGAGGUGCUAAAGUUGACCAUGGAUUUUUAUAUCUGAAAAUUGCUCAGUGUUACUCAUUCUUGAAAGAAAGGGUGCAAGCAAUUCUCUUCUUGUACAAAGCGCUACAAAUGCUUGAGGAUAAUGUUGAUGCCCGAUUAACUCUCGCUUUCCUUCUUCUAGAAGAAGCUAAGGAAGAUGAAGCAAUUUCAUUGCUAACUCCUCCAAAAGAUUUAGACUCUAUUGAUCGACUACUGCCUGAAAAAUCUAAACCAUGGUGGCUAAAUGAAAAGGUGAAAUUGAAGCUUGCUCUCAUAUAUAGAGCUAAAGGGAUGCUUCAGGACUUUGUGGAUGCAAUCUUCCCUUUGGUUCGUGAGUCAUUAUAUGUUGAAACUCUUCAUCCUAAGGUUAAAGUGAAAAAGAGGCUCUCGAGAAGAGUUCUGUUUGAAAGAGUUAAAGUACUGGAAGAUCAUGGAACUGAGAACUUAUUUUCUAGAUUUAGACCAGUAGCUCCUUCAUCGGACCUGUCAAAAGCUGCUAGAGCAAAGCGGUUACUUCAGAAGAAGGAAACAUUAAGGGAGAAAAAGAAAGCCGAGGCACUGGCUUCAGGGGCUGAUUGGCAAAGUGAUUAUUCAGAUGAUGAGCAACCGCAAGAAGUGCUCCGAGAACCUCCCCUGCCUAAUCUUCUAAAAGAUGAAGAGCAUCAUAGCCUUAUAAUAGAUUUGUGUAAAUCACUGGCUUCCUUGAGAAGGUAUUGGGAAGCAUUGGAGAUUAUUAAUCUCACUCUAAGAUUAGCUCAUAACAUGCUGUCUGCAGAGAAGAAGGAGGAGCUUCGAUCUCUUGGAGCUCAGAUAGCAUACAAUACAACGGAUCCUAAGCAUGGAUUUGACUGUGUAAAAUACAUUGUUCAGCAGCAUUCAUACAGCCUCUCGGCCUGGAAUUGCUAUUACAAAGUAGUUUCAAGACUGGAGAAUCGUGAUUCAAGGCAUUGCAAGUUUCUCCGUGCUAUGUUAGGCAAACUUCUAGAUUGUGUACCUCCCAUUAUCAUAUAUGGGCAUCAGUUUACCAUGGCCAGCAACCAUCAACAUGCUGCGAGUAAAUACCUUGAAGCUUAUAAACUGCUGCCAGAGAAUCCCUUAAUUAAUCUGUGUGUCGGUAAGACCCUUUAUUUUUCUUUAUUGUUGGUUGAGCAGUUAUAUAUAUAUUUUUUUUUGAUAAGUAAGUAGCUGACUUUAUUAAAAGCGUAGGCGCCCCGAAGUACACUGGAAGUAUACAAGGAGGAUCACCUAACUAGAAAGGGAAAAACGUA